This is a messenger RNA of Gloeophyllum trabeum ATCC 11539, 1245 nucleotides long. RefSeq lists its product as uncharacterized. The transcript has 11 exons. Lineage: Eukaryota; Fungi; Basidiomycota; Agaricomycetes; Gloeophyllales; Gloeophyllaceae. Bases 1 to 1245 code for a protein of 414 amino acids. Gene Ontology annotation, molecular function: oxidoreductase activity. The record is from RefSeq and is a predicted model, not a curated record.
AUGCAGCUCCUGAACUGGUGGCCGUGGCCAAAGUCUGCGCUCUUUAUCGUACUCUUGGUGGUGUAUCUCGGCAUUGUACAGGCCCUGAGGUGGAGACGUUACCAUGAAGUCCACAAGAAAUAUGGACCAAGAAUCUCGUCGCUCACACCGGCGGAAGCGCAGCAGAUCAUUCAUUUAUCGUCCCAAUGGGAUAUGCCUGCGCUUGUGACGAUCGCACUCUCAUUUGCGCUGUUCAAAACUUAUGCUAUCCCUACCAUCUCCGGCCUCCUCUCCAAAACACGGCAGCUGGGCGCCAGAGAGAACGUCUCUAGGCGUUACGCAGACACCGAGAUCCUCAUAACCACCUGGGUGACAUGUCCGAUAUCGGGCAAGUUUGAUUUCGAUCCGCGGGCUGCGUCAGGCUCCAAGCGUGGCGAAGAGGAAGAGUUUGAUCCUCGGUGUGCCAUCGCGAUAGCCAGGACCAACUGGCUACAUGGCAAAUAUGACAUAAAAUGGAUGAAGCGGUACGGAUGGCGGGAGCUCUCCGAGCUGGAGAAGCAAGCAUACUUUGUGUUUUGGAUCGAAGUCGGCAGGCGGAUGAACAUAACCGACAUCCCACAAACGCUCGGAGAUCUAGAACGGUGGAGUGCGAAUUACGAGGAAGGCUACAUGAUACCCGCUCAGACAAAUCAUCACGUUGCUCAGUUGACGGUAGACGAAUUCCUCUGGUUUGCGCCCGAGAAGUUUGGUAUCAAAGAUUUCCUCCAACGCAUCGUGAUUUGCAUGCUCGAAGACCGCGUGCGUAUAGCUAUGAUCAGUCCAUGCAUCUUUAGGUAUAAGGAGCAACCCUGGUCUCUCCACGCCAUCGCAAGGGGUCUUACAGGAGGCUUUGCUUUUUUCCAGCGCUAUUGCCUGCUACCACGUCGAUCUCCUUCACUGUUUGUUAAGGACGACACUCCUAAGCAUUCGCCUGACUCUGCUCCACGGAUGCAUCCGACGAGGUACGCGCGAAGACCGUGGUAUAAGCCUAAGCCAACGAGCUUGGGUACAUUUAUCGAACGAUUCACUGUCGCAGUCGGUCUAGUGGAUGCCGAGAAUGUAGCAUCGCCGAGAAAUAAGUGCGAAGGUUUCCGACUUGAAGAAAUCGGCCCCGAAAGCUUUGAGAAGUCGGGCCAUGAGGAGACUAUGCGGAUAGCUGGAGAAUUACAGGGGUGUCCCGUGAGAGGGCCUUGGUCUCUUAAUCCGCACAAGCUGCAUCGUCAAUAG